UCUGCGGACUCCCCGGGACAACUCCAAUUUGCAUUUAUCGGAUGAAGAUCACUUCGGUGCCAUUGUGCGCAGCAGCCACUCACUUCAGGAUAAUAAGAAGGGGAUCCCGCUGCAGUCGGACCAGGCUGAAAGAGGCUCACUUUGUGCUUUCUUGCACUUGGGGGGCUCGAUCCUCUCCGUCCCCCUCUUCCUUCUCUUACUUCGCUGUUCUGGAGGGACAACUUUAUUCCUCAGCAUCUCUAACCGUGCAGGCAAAUGGAGCAAACGUAUGGAGAGGUGAACCAACUGGGCGGUGUGUUCGUCAACGGGCGACCCCUGCCCAACGCCAUCCGGUUAAGAAUCGUGGAGCUGGCCCAGAUCGGAAUCAGACCCUGCGACAUAAGCCGGCAGCUCCGAGUUUCGCACGGCUGCGUGAGCAAGAUUCUGGCUAGAUACAACGAGACGGGCUCCAUCUUGCCCGGUGCCAUCGGCGGGAGCAAGCCGCGCGUCACGACGCCAAACGUGGUGAAAAACAUCAGGGAAUACAAACAGAGCGACCCCGGGAUCUUCGCCUGGGAGAUCAGGGACAGGCUUUUGGCUGACGGGGUUUGUGACAAGUACAACGUGCCGUCUGUGAGCUCCAUCAGCAGGAUUUUACGCAACAAGAUUGGAAAUCUCUCCCAGCCCAACCAGUAUGAAAGCAGCAAACAAGCCUCGGCGCAGGCCGGGCUCUCCUACAACCACAUAUACCCGUACUCCUACCCAAACACUAUGUCUCCAACAAGCGCUAAAAUGGGCAGCCCCCCUGGGGUGCCCGUGACGGCUGGACAUAUGAGCAUAUCCAGGGCUUGGCCUUCUCCACACACAGUCAACAACAUCCUCGGAUUACGAGCCUUCAUGGAUCCUACAGCUAUUGCCGGGGCGGAGGGAUAUCCACCAAAGAUGGAGGAGUGGGGCGGCGUCAGUAGAGCCUUCCCUGCGCCUCACGCGGUCAACGGGAUUGAUAAAUCAGCCAUUGACGCCGACAUCAAAUAUGCUCAGCCUUCCUCCACACUGUCCAGCUACGUCUCCGCGUGCGCCUACUCCCCGAGCAACCAGUACGGGGUGUACAGUGGCCCAGCAGGGGGCUACGUGGCCCCGGGCCACCACCAUUGGCAGACUCAGAGCCCGACUCUGUCCCACCCGGGCAGCGGGAUGAACAUGCACGCGGGGGAGAUCCACUCACCGAUGGCCUUCAAGCAUCAAAUCCGAGAAGGAGACAGAAAACCUCCCAGCCCCCUGAGCAAACAGCAGCAUGAAGACUUGAACAGUGUGCACGGACUCAGCCUCACUACCUCAUCAUCCUAACCAGGACUUAUCAGCCCUUAAUGCCCAGACACAUUUAACAGAACUCAUUUCAACAGCUCCAACAGUAAGUGUGUUCACCAACAGCUGGUUUGGGAGUCAAACACGGCCGCUCCAGCUCAGAUGGGUCUUCAUGGCCUUUUGAAUGUAAGCUGGUUUCCCCUCCUCACACAUGGAUCAUGGUUGCUUUUAUUCUUUAAAUAAGUCAUGUUCUUAACUAAUGAGGGCUGCGAGAUUUAAAGUUAUAACAAUAAAAGUACUUUUUAAUUUAAUUUUAUUUUUUUAAAGGAUCCGCUCAUUGUUUUCUUAUAAAGCCAGAUCAUGUUUUCCUUUUAUUAAAUAAUCUGAAUUUGUGGC
Molecule: messenger RNA, 1680 nt
Organism: Nematolebias whitei (Rio pearlfish)
Lineage: Eukaryota; Metazoa; Chordata; Actinopteri; Cyprinodontiformes; Rivulidae
Gene: pax1a
Product: paired box 1a
Exons: 5
Coding region: 256-1326 (356 amino acids)
Biological process (GO): regulation of transcription by RNA polymerase II; anatomical structure development
Molecular function (GO): DNA-binding transcription factor activity, RNA polymerase II-specific; RNA polymerase II cis-regulatory region sequence-specific DNA binding
Source: RefSeq, a predicted model, not a curated record